This is a messenger RNA of Mauremys mutica (yellowpond turtle), 11306 nucleotides long. RefSeq names its product zinc finger and BTB domain containing 7A (gene ZBTB7A). The coding region runs from base 696 to 2339 and encodes 547 amino acids. NCBI's taxonomy places the organism in Eukaryota, Metazoa, Chordata, Testudines, Geoemydidae. The record is from RefSeq and is a predicted model, not a curated record. The transcript has 4 exons. Gene Ontology annotation, molecular function: RNA polymerase II cis-regulatory region sequence-specific DNA binding; protein binding; DNA-binding transcription factor activity, RNA polymerase II-specific. Gene Ontology annotation, biological process: regulation of transcription by RNA polymerase II.
GCAGCCAGAGCAGACGUGGGGAGGCAGCUCCCAGGCUGCCUGGGCUUUCCUCCCCCCGCCCCCCCCCCAGCCUCUCUCACCCGGACGGUGGCACCAGGAAGCAACUUGCAGCUGGAUAAUCCACCCCUGGCGUGUUGAAGGGGGGAGCCCUGGGGGGGGGGGAGGGGAAGCCCCCAUCAGGCUGGCUGUGCACAGAUUCAUCCAGAAAAUGGCACGGAGAGGAGAAAUCGCUCUGCCAGCCCCCGUGGAGCCCUGAAAUCAAGCUGGCAAGUUGCUGCAGAGGCUGGAAUGUGGAGACCAAGCCAGUAUUGUAAAGGCUUCAGCAUCACUAGCUCAGGCUGGUAGGACCAAGGGACUUCUCUGCUCCUGCCAGUGUUCAGGGCCUUCCUCCUCCUCUGAAACCACAGCUAAUCCUCCAGUUGGGGAUCAGCGAGCUGUAAAUCAAGCCCAUGCUUUGGGCCGGGAGCCAGUCUAACAAGCUCUCCCAUAGAGGCCAGGAAAUAUAUCUGAAGGUCAUUGCACGCUUCCCAUCGUGAACCACAGCUUUUGCGGGGCUCAUCCGUUAGAUAACAAGUGGGUGAGUUGUGGGAACCCUCCUAAUUCCACAAGCAUUUAAAUCCCCGCUGUCCUCCGGUCUCUGACCUGGGCUCGUCAUCCUGCGGCGGGGGCUCUGGCAGCAGCCCUUGGUGUCCAAAAUGGCUGGUGGCGUGGACGGCCCCAUCGGGAUCCCGUUCCCCGAUCACAGCAGCGACAUCCUGAGCAGCCUGAACGAGCAGAGGAACAACGGGCUGCUGUGUGACGUGGUCAUCUUGGUGGACGGUCAGGAGUUCCCCACCCACCGCUCUGUCCUGGCGGCAUGUAGCCAAUACUUCAAGAAGCUCUUCACCUCAGGGUUAGUGGUGGACCAGCAAAACGUAUACGAGAUAGACUUUGUGAGCGUGGACGCCCUGUCGGCGCUGCUCGAUUUCGCUUACACCGCGACCCUGACCGUCAGCACUUCGAACGUCAACGAGAUCCUCAACGCCGCCAAACUGCUGGAGAUCCCGGCGGUAACGGAGGUUUGCACGGAUCUCCUAGACAGGAAGAUUCUGGCCAAAAAUGACCAGAUGGAUUUAGUAGAUCAAAUUGAUCAAAGGAACCAUCUCAGAGCAAAAGAGUACCUGGAGUUCUUCCAGAGCAACCCCAUCAACGGCCACCAAGGCAACUUUCCAUGGACCAACCAAGACUUGAGAGACCUUCAGAGACUGAACUUCCAAGGGCAAGAGGACGAGGAGGAGCCGGAUUGUAACGGCAUGGACUUCUACUCACAAGCCCCCCCAAACGAAAGACCAAAGGUGAACGACGGUGACCCUGACAGCAACCAUGCCAUGUGGCUGGAAAGAGAGGAAGAGGAGGCCCCGGGAGCCUUAUUCCCAUCUUCCCAGAAUGGACAUUACAGUGGACACAGCCUGACGGCACAAGGAGAAGAGGAGGCAGCUCCAGGAGGUCACCUGGACCAGCAGGAAGCCAGCAACUCUCCCAGCUUUGUUGCUGGGGGAGCGGAGGCUGAGGAGGCUGAGGCUAGAGAGGUGGACGGUCUGGCCGCCAGUGCCCUGCUUCAGCAGAUGAUCAGUUCCGUGGGAAGGCAGCAGCUGGGUGAGGACGACCAGAAGGACGACGACGGGGUGAUGGAUUAUUACUUGAAAUACUUCAGCAGCUCUCACGAGAGCGACGUGUAUCCGUCCUGGUCCCAGAAGGUGGAGAAGAAGAUCAGGGCGAAAGCAUUCCAGAAGUGCCCCAUCUGUGACAAGGUGAUCCAAGGGGCUGGCAAGCUGCCCCGCCACAUCCGCACCCACACGGGCGAGAAACCCUAUGAAUGCAACAUCUGCAAAGUCCGAUUCACCAGGCAGGACAAGCUGAAAGUUCACAUGAGGAAGCACACAGGUGAAAAGCCUUACCUGUGCCAGCAAUGCGGGGCUGCUUUUGCUCACAACUACGACUUGAAGAACCACAUGCGUGUGCACACUGGCUUGCGGCCUUACCAGUGCGACAGCUGCUUCAAGACUUUCGUCCGAUCCGACCACUUGCACAGGCACCUUAAAAAAGAUGGGUGCAACGGCAUCCCAUCCAGAAGGGGGCGCAAGCCCCGGGUCAGAGAUGUGAGCGGCCUGCCCGCCCCCGCAGGGAACCCCGAAGACGGAAGCUUCGAAGCUGGUGGCGAGAGACAAGAAUCACAGGAGGACACCGUGCAGAAAAAUGGCCAGGAGGAGCACUUUGAAGAUAGUUCUAACAAUGAAGCAUCAGGAAGAUUGAAUGUAGCGGAGGGGUCGUCAGAGGGUAACACACAAGGACUCUCCUAAACCAAAAAAAAAAAAAAAAGUGUCACAAAAUCUAGUUAGUACUUUCCUCCGAUUUCUCCUUAAAAUAUUUCUCUCCCUUUUUAAAAGAUUAUAUAUAUAUAUAUAUGUUUCCAAUCUUCCCACCAUAACCAGUCCCGUGGGGACACCUCUAAUAGCUAAGGACCUUUCGUUGGAAGGCAGAUGCUUAGGAAGUGUGAGAUCUGGAGGGUUGAAAGGUUGGUCCAUAACAUGGAAAGAAGCUUCCAUGCAAAUCCAAAGCUUUUAUUUUGUGUCCAGACACACUUUAAAAAAUGGCAGAGAUGCAUCUAUUUAAAAAAAAACCAGAAAAAUUCCAAAAGGUGAAUAGGUUCUUCCUGGACAGUCACUACAUUUUGUGCCUCCGUCUGACUGGAUGGGAAAGAAUUGAGUGCAGCUUUCUCUCCACUGGAAAGUGAAAGCUCCUGAUGCCUGAGAUGGUCUUGUGGUGAUCGGGGAUUUGAUUCUGCCGUAGGGAGUUCAGAUCCUUUCUGGCCUGAUGCUGAGCGAAGCUGGCUGAAAUCGCCUGGUGCACAAUUUUUAUAAUGAUAAUUGGGUGGGGGGGGAACAGAUGAUAUUUUACAUAUUCAUUUUUAAAGAAUGAUUGCUCCUGCCAUGUGGGUGGGUGAACAGAAUUUUGCAAGGCUGCUCUGAGCCUCAGGUUUGAAAUGCCUAGAUGCCAGGUGAAACUGCUCCUCUCCCCAGGAGGUUUAGAUUGGCGCUUCGUUCCCGAUUGGGAGGCAGGGCUCUCGUGUUCAGUCGUGGCUCUGCCACAGAAUUGCUGGGUCAAGUCAUUCUCCCUCUCCGGGGCACAGCUUCCUCAGCUGUAAAAUGAGGUCAAUGCUGUUUUGUGUGAGGUUUGGGAAGUGCUUUGAGGUCCAGGGCGUGCGCGUUGUGAUGAAGGGGCGAACUCCUUCCUUGGCAGAUAAACUAGUCCAUUCAGGGGUUACUAUGUGAGGGUCGCUUGGACAAAAAUGGCAGCCCUCUCUGCUCUGUGCAAAGAUCUUUGGGGCACUUUUCCUGAGGAUGUUUGCAGAGCCCUCACCCAUCCAUUGGGCAGCACAUGUUUAUGCCUCACUUUUGUCCUCACCCCAGAGGUGGCUGCAUUUCCAUGAGUGCUGCGUGUAUAUAGUCUGUAAUGUGUUGUAGCAUUAAAGGCCCUGUUUUAGUAAGGUAGCCUUGUGGCUACCAAACCUCUCUCUCCCUAGCCCACUGAAAACCCUGAAUCGGGCAGGAACCUGAGCAAUCUAAUCAAAUUCCAGGCAACCUCUGACGGAAUGGGCUAGUUCUGUACUUUGAUGACUUGUUGCCUGGUCCUAUGCUUGGCAAAUUGUGCCCCAAUAGGAGAGGAGCACAGGGUAAAUUUUUGCUAGAUCAGAUUGUUGCCUCCUGAACCCGAACCUUGCCUUUCAAGAUGCAGCGAUUAGUCAGUCCUCCCUGUUGAGUCAGACUCUCUGAUACUCCCCUCCCCCAGAGCUGGAGCUCGAGCCCCCUCUGGGAUGUAGCAGGAUUUUUCUGUAUCUUUGGGCCUGCCGGGAGUUAAAGAUCAGUAACUGACAAGAGGGGGUGUUUAGUCUUUUGCCACCCUGACGUGGAAUGGACAGCGCCUGUGUGAUCGCGCUUUUAGCACUUGUUAACAGCAGCUUUCACCCCAGGAUCUCAAAGCACUUCAUUAGAUGGUUCUAUUAAGUAAAAGAAUCUCUCGGAGCAAAUCCCCCAAGAUUUUAAGAAUCAAAUGAGAGCACCCUAAAAGCAGUUAAAACUGAGCUUUUGGGGUUGCUUUUUUUUUUUUUAAAGGGUUAUUUAAGGUUUCCCUGAAAGGUGCGCGGAGUCUUUCUGGAGAUUGAAGCUGUUGGGAUGGGAAAAAAAAGCACUCUGGGGCUGCUACUCCUUUAAGGCUUUGGAGUUGGGGUUUGGAAUUUAUCUCCUCUGGGGACCUCAGGCUGGGCCAUUUAAAUGCACAGGCGUCUGGGAUGGGUAGUUCUCCAUCAGACUGGCACCAAUGUAUUUACUGUCCUGCAGAGGCAAAGCUGAAUUUAUUUAUUUGAGUAGCGGGCACUGAUAGACUGGCCCAGGGGAUGUGCACAGAGCUAACGUGGUGGGGUGGAGGAGACGGGCACCGGGGCUGACUGCACCUCAAGGCCCGGCGUCCUCUCCUUGCUGCGGUUGCUAGGAGAGCGCCCGAAGCGUCACCCGGUGCCCGGUUUCAGUCCCCAAAAGAUGCGGGCGUGACCUGUGUGUGAGAUAAUCAGAAUCGCAGGCUAAGCUGGUCCAAAACAGGCCACUGACUCCUUGACACGAAGGGGUUCAGGGCCUAAUGGUUACACCAAGGCCUCUACAACCCUCUGCUAGACCUUGAAAGUGGCUUGUAAAUUACUCCCACUGUCCUGGGGCCCAGGUGGCCUCGGGUCUUUGGUCUGGUCCACGCCCAGGGUUUUGUACCAGUAUAACUGUGUCAGGUAGGGGUGUGACUUCACUGAAGUAGUUAUGCCAGUACAAUGCCUACUGUGGAUACAGUGAUAACAGUACAAAGAGAUGAGAAGGGAAAUAAGCAAUACUGGUAUAAGCAUCUUUCUACCAGUAAACUGCAUCCACAUGAGAGGGUUUGUACCCCUUUAACUAUUCCGGGACAGGUAAAGGGGUCCAGUGCCCUCAUGUGGACACUGAAGGUUGUUGGUGGUUGGUAACCAGUCCCAGGCCUACGAUCUGAAACCUCUUACACGGGUCAGUCUCAAUCAAUCCCUAUUCCCCAGCUAGAUAGAGAGUCAAGUAUGCAGAUAUAAAGUAAAUAUUGGUGUGUAUUACCCAGCUCCUCCAGCUUAGCAGAGUCUAGAAAGGGCACCUUUCAGCCAUUCUCCUGUUUUUUAAAUGCACAGUUCAAAAUGAAAAGAGAUUCUAGUCCUUUUAUUUUGAAAGCACUUUUUAGAUUUUAUUUUAAUUUUAAAGCGAGAGCAGGUUUGGCCGAAUGUAAACUGGAGAGGGAGUGAGAGGGGAGUGUGUGAACUGGGGGGUGGGGGGGGUGUCGGGGAGAGAAAGAUGGAUGUUUAUUUAAUGCAGAAAAAGCAAUAAAAAUUUAAAAAACCAUUAUUUAAAAAAAAACCAUAAAAAAAGCAACCAAGAAGUCUUAGCACUUUGCGAUGGAACGGGUACUUCGAAAUCACUUUAUCUUAAUUUAAAAAGCAAAAGCGAAACAUGUUUACAAGUUGAAACCAACUUCUAUGGAAAAAAAUUAUUAUUAAAAAAAAAUUCCUAAAUUUAUUUUUGUAAGAAAAAAAAUGUGUAUAUAUAUAUUAAAAAAAAAAACCCACAAAACCCAAACCUAGGCAGAAUCCCACGUCUAUUUCAUGGAAUAAUGAAACAAAAAGAUAUCCAAUGAGAGGAAGGAUGCUAAUUAGGUUCUGUGACAUGACCUGAAAACAAACCCCUCAGAAGUGAUUGCACUUCACAAAACGGAAGCUUGAAUAUUAGGCAGGAAUCAUGGGUGUUUUUGUUUUUGUAUUUUUUCCUUCUAUUUUCCUUUUUUUUUUUUUAUUUGUCUGUUUGUUUCUUAAAUGUCUUAUAGCCAGUGCUAGCCCAGAUGUCUCUCCCACCUCUCCCCGUGCCCCUCCCGCCCCCAGGAGCAUCUUAGCUUGUGUAGCAAGGAGGAAAGAAAGCGUCUGAACUGCUGGGUGAUGUAGUUGAUCUGGGGGGAAAGGACUAUGGGACGGGGUCAGCCCCUGCGAUCUUCCUUGUUUCAUUUCUUCUCCGAGGGUCACUCAGCCAGGCUUGGGUAGAUGAUGAGAUACGUCUCCUGGGUAGAGUGCUCCAAGCCAAAAGCAUACUCCAUCUUCGAAGCUAAUCUAGCGGUUCCCAGCUCUGCCUCCUGCCACAGCAGUAGACGUGCUUCUAGUAUGAAGCAGGGAUUCAGGUUUGAAGUCAAUUUGUUGAGAUCUAAUUCAGGAUAGAGACUUUUGCGGCUUGAUGAUGCACGUAAACUGUCGCCCUCCCCGCUCUCUGUGAGCCCUGUGACUAUUCCAGAAUCAGAUGUUCGGAGUGGAGCGGGGGGGGAACCCACCUUACAAAUUAAAUACAGAGAAAAUAAAGUGUCAAAAAUAAUAUCCCCCAUUGCUUUUCUUUGCUAACCGAUCGGCUGGUAGCCAGAUCUUUGCCCCACGGGAGCGCCCUCCUUCUGGCGUAAUGUAAAAACCAAAAAAAAAUUUCACAGCAAGGAAUUUUUUUUUCCCAAGAAUAAAAAGGGGACAGAACCCGGCGCUCCUGAAUCAGCGUUUCCCCCAGGGUUUAAGCCCAGCCUUACUGUCUGAGCGCAGGCUUGCUCCAGGAGACGCAGAAAACCCUGUGCUGGUGCCUUUGCUUUCAGGCUGUUCCCAGUGACAGAGCGCGAGGCUGGGCUCGGAUGAGCUGUAAGAUCAGUGCCGAGGAGAUAAACUGGGGAGAAUGUGCCCUGCCCUCAAGGGGAUGGAAUUGAUGACCUAGGAGGUCUCUUCACCUUUGACUCCUGAUGCCAUGACAGUUGAGAUCCAUUUUACUGAGAUGGCUCAGUAGUCAGCUGCAUUUAGUGCUGGAAGCAGGUCUCCCAUCUGUUAAACCGCAGGGGUUGGAGGGUGUCAGUCAGCUGAAAUGUACAUCCACGCAAGGGACCAUAUCAGUCCUCACGCAGCAGCCAACUAAGGGUGAGUCUGAAAAUAUCCUGCUGCCCCAAAUCCAAUCCCAGUUUCUCCGUAGUGUUGGCAACAGCGCAGAUGCUGGGUCCUUUCUCCGCGCUGUAAAACACCUUAAUCCUGGCCCCUGCCUUCCCAUCCCAAAGAGAGCGGAGUGGAGUGUCCCAUGACCCGGGCACUAGCUGAAUGUGGCAAGCCACCUCUUCCAGGGAUGAACCUCUGCUUAGCACUGGCUACCUAUUGCAUAUGCAAAAACUAGUGUGGACUUGUAAAUAGACAGUUACUUGAGGUUCUUUAUUGUAAUCAAAAGUUGUGGUAUCUCUUUUCUCGUUUGUGUUACCCCUUCUCCCCCCCCCACCUUUUAAAGCUUGGGUUUCUCUCCAAACCUCCUUCUGCCAUUUCGGGGGGGGGGGUAGGGAAUCCCCACCAUCACCACCCCCUUCCAAAAUGGACAGCAAAAAAAAAAAAAAAGUCUCAGGAUUCUUGUUGGAGAGAGUGAGUCAGACACCUAUAUUCCUUGUAAGAAAUGAGAGCAGGCCUGGGGGUUUGACAAUCCCAGCCUGCCCUGCGCGGCCCCCCCCCCUUAAAUAUCUUGGAGAUCCCACGGUGAGCUGCUUUGGAGGUGCUCUCUGCCUCUGAGAAUGAGCAAACAGGGGUGGGGCUGUUCUUAAGGGCAAGUCCCGUCCCCUCCUCUGUGAAAUCUGAACAGCAGAGCUGGAGCCUGAAUUAAACGCCGAGAUCUUGGUUCCAACCCCAGGGCCCCCACCCAAACCAGAACAAUCCCACACUUUGGGAAAGAUCCCCUGGGGAGCUGGAGCAGAAAACUCCCUGGUCAGUCGGUUAACCAUGGGGAUCUGGCGUUCUGGUCUGUGGUUUGGGUUGGGCUCCAUCUCUGCUACAAGACGGGGGUAUCCUUCCAUCCCUGGAGAAACAGAGGGCAGCUUCCACCCGAUGUAGGAUGGCACUACAACUGCCCUCCACGGCCCCGGACCCACAUCCUGCCGGUGUCCUCUCUCCAGAGCGAACCUCCUCUCUCUGUCCCCCUGGGGCCCCUUGGCAGAGGUGGGUUUGGAGGCAAGUCAGCGAUGGCGUCUGAACAGAGAUACCGCACCUUAUUUGUGAUAUGAGAUGCUUUUACCUUUAUUAGAGAGCCGGGGAGCUGCCGCGUGAGCUUUGAUUGAUACAAGAGUGCCGGCAACACUUUAGCACAAGCCUUGAUAAGUUUGCACUAAAAACCAACCAACCGAUCUUCUCCCUUCUCCGUGUAGGGAGGCGUGGCCUCCAAGUACAUUCUGCCUUAACUUCCUCACCUGUCUUACGCUAUGUACCAACUGACGGUGGACAGACUAGUGCAUGCAAAACCUCCCCAAUCAUAUACUGUAUAUAAGCAUUGAUUCUUCUUGUUGUUAAGAUGAUUCUUCUUCUUUUGAAAUUCAGGUUGUGAUAAAGUGUUGCCAAAGAUACUGCUGAAUUAUGACGUUUCAGGAAAAAAAAAAACCCAACCCCAAACCCAUAACUCCUACGAAACAAACAGACGACACAGCGGACUUUUUUAGUACUGCCUCUCUUUGUUUUCUUGGUACAAAACGAACCAUGUAAUUUCAGUAGUGGUAUAACUGUGUGUGUGGGUAUGCGUGUCUCAGACAGUGGUUUCCCCUAGGCUGAGGGGGCUCCUGGGUUGUCCAGCCACCCAAGAUGGGGCUUUAUCCCCCUGCUGAUCAGGAGUGGGGGUUUCAUGGGGGCCGUUUGAGAGCUCCACUGCUUUUUUGGUCUAGCCGAGGAUCCUAAUUGCACAGACAUGGGUUGGACUGGGCUCCAAGCAGGACGAACGCCCUUGGAAGUCAGCCGUGGACGUGGGCUCCGAAACAGGCCUGGGGUUUUUGACACUAAAGAUGAACAUCUGUGUGGUCCCAUCACCCUCUAGCGUUGUGAGAGGAAAGCACAGAUUGUCCAAUGCAUCUGUCCCGCUACCCGCCCCCCCCGUCUAGAAGGAAACCUGCAGAGACACGCAUACUGUCCCAUGUCGCCCCGCCGUGGUGGGAACAGAGAAGCCACCUCCGCUCUAGGAAACCAUGGAUGUGGGCUGCGCCCAAGGCUGUCAGGCUCACGGAGGGAAUGCUGUUGUCAUUGUUUGAAGUUAUCUCCUCCCUCCUUUCCCUUCUCGUCCCCCUCCCUCCACCCCAUAUGAAACCAGUGAAUGUAAAACCGUGACCGUGGCAGAGGCGCGGGCAGAGCUGCCCAGCUGUGGUUGUAAAAGAUCCUGUUUGCGUCCGGGCCUAACGGCAAGAUCAGAACCGUGAGUUCCAGCGACUUCUUCAGUCAAUACCAAAGUAUACUCCACCCUCACCGCAGCGCUCUCUGGGGGGGCGGGAGGGGGAUUUCUGACGGGACCCCUUUGAUCCCUUCCCAUCUUCGAUUGGCCGCUGACCCAGCCCUCCUGGGGAACUUCCUGGGGGUGUCGAACCGGCAGGUGUCGGGUGGGCCCAGCUGCUCGUGCUGCGGUAGCCGUCUGACGUGAGCGUGGGGUGUAUUUUCCUCUCCGUUUGUUGUGCCGCAUGUGUCAGUUUCCUUUUUGUGCUUCCCCCCCCCCUUCUCCGAGCUCCUUUUAAAGAUGCUGCAUCUUCUUGCUUAAACCCUCCCCCGGUCUCCGUUGGACCCACGGGUCAGUCGAAGGCUUUGCCUGCGGAGGCGGAAAACCAGCCACGCCCAGAUAGAGCUUUGGCUGGGUGGGGGAGGCCCUCACUUCUGAAUUUUUGCGGGGGGGCGGGGAGAGGAAGGAGGCGCAGCUAAACCAUGCGGUGGGGGUGGCACAGCUGCCCCCACCCAUCGCUGUCAUGGGGGAGCAUCACACGUCCCCUCUGCCCUGGUGUGGUUGCAGCCGAGGCCGCUGCCCGUUCUUCCAGCCCAGCCCUUGAGUCGCCUCCUGCUCCCGAGCAGGGGGCUGAGGAAGGAGCCCAGACUCAUUUCUCCCAGUUCUGAAGGCAGGAAGAGGGAUGCAGCAUCUUGGAGGGCAGGAGGUUUCUUUGCACUAACGGGACCCAUUCGACUCCGUGGGAAGUUGUUCUGUUGCACGUGUGACCGUGGCUGUUCCGAGGGGAGCCCAGGCUGUUGGGGAAUGGGGAGCGGGCCAGGCUGGGGGAACCGCGUUCCUGGCGAUUUCCCUCAUUUCUAGGGGGCGGAUCUCUGCACGCACAGGGCCCCUUUUCCUUUAGCAUCUGCUGGUUAAUGCUGCGAGGGAAUUUUCUCCCUUCUACCCCCUCCCCUCCAAAGCUCACCAGCCACAGCUACUCGGAGCCUGGGGAGCCCAGCUCCAAGGAAGAGGGGGGUAGGUUGAAAACCCGGAGGGAGAGUUCAGCUGUGGGGUGCGGCGGGGGUGCAUGGAGGUUUCUGAACAGUGCAGGUAUUAAGCCAUUGAGACAGCUCCUCAAGGGAUGGGUGGAUUCUCCGUCACAUGGUCUCUUUAAAUUGAGCUUGGCUGUCUGUUUCCAGUCAGAUUACACCCUUGUGCAGCCCCCAAGCUGCCGGCUGGAAGCAGGAAUGGUUAGCCUGGGCGACCAUAACAGUCCCUUGAAAUCAACAAACCCACGUAAAUCCCUAGAUCAUCCCAGAACAUUCGGGAUGCUCAAAAUAACCCCAUCUUGAGCCCACCUGUCAGGUUAGCAAACCAAAAGCUCUGCCUGUAUCCUCAAAAUGCCGGUGGGAGGAGCGUUCAGGAGGCCUGAUUCGACUAUUUAAAAAAAAAAUCUAUAUUUAUAUUUUUGAUUUAUUAUGAAAGUUUUAUUUAAAUAAAGAGGAACACUUUUUAAAGAGCAGGUAGCAGAUUUAGCUUCCUAAUUGGGAACCUGUGGCUAGUGUUUGUACUGCCUGGGACGAGAUGCUGUAUUGAAGUUAUGUUUUCUAAAAAUAUAUGUAUACACACACACACAGAUUAAUCUUUAAUCUGAGGUGGGUAGAUUUUAAACUCUCCCAUCACCUCCCCAGAAAUCAACUGAUUUGCCACCAGGAGGGAGAAAGAGAAUAUUAAGAAUAGGGUCCCAUUUCCUGCGUCUUUAUAUAUAAACAAACAAAAAAGAUUUCUAUAUAUAAAGCACUCGCAAGUUUCAUCAGUUUUAUGUGUAAACUACUUUGUGUGGUAUCUGGGUAAUGAGCGAGGCACAGAAAAGCACAGAAAAGACAUUCCAUAGAUUGUAACUUUGGUAGUUCUUUAUAAAGUGUGGGAGACGAGAAAAAAAAUAAUAAAAAAAUGCACUUUUUGGGGGCGUUUAAAAAAAAUAAAAGAUAUAUAUUAAAAAUA